Molecule: messenger RNA, 1907 nt
Organism: Vigna radiata var. radiata (mung bean)
Lineage: Eukaryota; Viridiplantae; Streptophyta; Magnoliopsida; Fabales; Fabaceae
Product: sugar transport protein 13
Exons: 5
Coding region: 72-1589 (505 amino acids)
Biological process (GO): monosaccharide transmembrane transport
Cellular component (GO): membrane
Molecular function (GO): monosaccharide transmembrane transporter activity
Source: RefSeq, a predicted model, not a curated record
UGCAUGGAAGUGAAAGUAAAAACAUUAAAGUGCUGAAGUGAAAAGCAGCUUCUUAAUUAUCUUAAAUAACUAUGACUGGUGCCAAUGAUUUUGAGGCAAAGAUAACUCCAAUCGUCAUCCUUUCCUGCAUAAUGGCUGCUACCGGAGGUCUUAUGUUUGGAUACGACGUUGGUGUUUCCGGUGGAGUGACAUCGAUGGGAGCGUUCCUGAAAGAGUUUUUUCCAGAGGUGUACAUAAGGACAGUGGAAGAGAAAAUGUUGGAGAGCAACUACUGCAAAUACGACAAUGAAAAGUUGCAACUAUUCACGUCGUGUCUGUACCUAGCGGGUUUAACAGCUACAUUUUUGGCCUCACACAUAACUCGGAAGCAGGGAAGAAGAGCCACCAUGUUGAUAGCAGGUUUCAUCUUCAUUGCUGGAGUUGUUUUCAAUGCUGCUGCUCAGAACCUCCUCAUGCUCAUCAUUGGCAGGCUCUUACUUGGCUCUGGAGUUGGUUUUGCUAACCAGGCCGUGCCGGUUUUCCUUUCAGAGAUCGCACCUUCAAGAAUGCGAGGAGCACUGAAUAUAAUGUUCCAGCUGAAUAUCACCCUUGGCAUUCUCUUUGCCAACCUUGUCAACUAUGCUACCAACAAAAUCAAAGGUGGUUGGGGUUGGAGGUUAUCUCUGGGUUUGGGAGGCUUGCCAGCGGUGUUUCUGACCUUGGGGGCUUUCGUGGUGGUGGACACCCCAAACAGUCUCAUUGAGCGUGGUCACUUGGAAGAAGGAAAAGCUGUGUUGAGAAAGAUUCGUGGCAUUGAGAACAUUGAGCCUGAGUUCUUGGCUCUUGUUGAUGCAUGUACUGUAGCUAAAGAGAUCAAACACCCUUUCAGGAAUAUACUCAAGCGCAGCAACCGACCACAACUCCUCAUUUCUAUUGUCCUCCAUGUUUUCCAACAGUUUACUGGCAUCAAUGCCAUUAUGUUUUAUGGCCCGGUUCUGUUCAACACAUUGGGAUUCACGAAAGAUGCUUCACUCUACUGUACUGUGAUUAUUGGUGCCGUUAAUGUGAUCUCCACUGUUGUCUCAAUCUAUUCAGUGGACAGACUAGGACGGAGAAUGCUGUUAUUCGAAGGUGGAGUUCAGAUGUUCUUGUCUCAAUUUGUUAUUGCUGUUAUAAUAGGAAUAAAGGUGAGGGACCACUAUGAGGACCUAUCAAAGGGUUUUGGCGUGUUGGUGGUAGUGAUGGUGUGCAUUUUUGUGUCUGCAUUUGCAUGGUCAUGGGGCCCACUUACUUGGCUUAUCCCGAGUGAGAUCUUCCCUCUGGAAACUCGCUCAGCGGGGCAGAGUAUUGCUGUAUGUGUCAACUUGCUCUGCACAUUUCUCAUUGCACAGGCCUUUCUCUCAAUGCUAUGCUUCUUCAAGUUUGGAAUCUUCUUGUUCUUCGCUGGAUGUGUCUUGAUCAUGUCUGCCUUAGUGCUUUUCCUGCUUCCGGAGACAAAAAAUGUCUCUAUUGAAGAGAUGACAGAGAAAGUAUGGAAGCACCAUUGGCUGUGGAAGAGGUUUGCCGAAGAUGAUUCUGUUAAAGAAGAGAAAGUAGUCACUGCCGAUUGACCAAGUAUAAGUAAGAUUCUUCAGAGAUUUAACCUGCUUCUCAGAUAUAAGUUAGACAAAUUCUGCCAAUAGUUUGGUUUCUCAAAUGAGUAUAUUAGACUCUAUGCAGUGUUUGGCCAAAUUUGGUCGUUACAGUUUACCAUGUUAGUACUCCCACUUUGUUAGUGUCAUGUGUCUGUAACACUGUAAUGCCACUUAAUUGUCCUGUUAUGCAAGUCAUAUAAGGUGUACUAUGUUUGUAUUUUUGUUCUCCUUUGUUGGCUUUUUUUCAAAAAACAAAAAGCCUAGUCCUGGCAUAUUAUUUGUCUUUUGCUUAAA